Messenger RNA from Oncorhynchus kisutch (coho salmon), 2320 nucleotides. Its product is annotated as mRNA decay activator protein ZFP36. Gene Ontology annotation, molecular function: metal ion binding; mRNA binding. NCBI's taxonomy places the organism in Eukaryota, Metazoa, Chordata, Actinopteri, Salmoniformes, Salmonidae. The record is from RefSeq and is a predicted model, not a curated record. The transcript has 2 exons. The coding region runs from base 112 to 1206 and encodes 364 amino acids.
CACUAUAAAAAGGCUGGCACUGCAUUAACAGCGCAGCGCAAUCGCCCGUGUCUUGCAACUGAAAGUGACAGGCGAACUGAAACGUUUCAAAGGACAAGAACACGUAGAAGCAUGUCCGAUAUGAUCGACGAUAUUAUCACGAGGAAUCUGAUCAAUCUUGGUUUAGAUGAACCAUUCAUCCAGCAACAAAUUCAACCAAUGGCACCUCGUCUCAACAGUUCAACUUCGUUCUUCUCACCAAAGAGACAUAGUCUAAGCUCUGAGCAACUGAACGAUGAUACCCCCUGGCCACUUGACAUUUGGAGCAAGAUAGCUCCAAGUAAACAACAAGUUUCCUUCAGACCUGACCGCUCCAUGAGUCUAACCGAAUCCAAUAUCCUCUCCUUCGGUAAAAUGAAGACCCUGGAUGAAGUGCCUCCACCGCCUGGAUUUCCUCCUCUGAACAACCCUACACCUCUCCCUUCCAACCGUUACAAAACCGAACUGUGCCGUAGCUUCCAGGAGAACGGAAGCUGUAAAUAUGGGAGCAAGUGUCAGUUUGCCCAUGGAGAGCCUGAGCUGCGCGGUUUGUACAGGCACCCAAAAUACAAAACGGAGGCCUGUCGCACCUUUUACAACUUUGGCUACUGCCCAUAUGGAGCCCGCUGUCACUUCAUUCACGAAGAGAAACUCACCCCCUUGACCCAAAAGUUCCACAACCAAGCACUUGCUGAUCAGAACCCACGUCAGCUCCGUCAGAGCGUCAGUUUCGCAGGUUUCAUGGGAUCACGCAGCUCUCCUCCCCCUGCGCUCCACGACCCCCUUGGCUUCACCCGUGCGCCCUCGGUGUCACCACCCCCUGCGGACAUUCUCUCCCCAGUGUUCAAUGACACCCAACGCAACACAUUUCAGUUUUGUCAGAGCCGACCCCGUGUUGGUGACAUCCACAACAUCCCUAUGAUAGUUGAGCCACAGAAGCCCUCACGCUGCGUUUGUGGCCACGGAAAUAACUUCCCAAACACUCUGAACAAAUCUUACGCUAUGGAGGACCGCAACAAUGUCUACAUCACCCAGCCAAACCUCCAGCGCUUCUCUUCUGAAGAUUCCCUCUCAGAUCGGGAUAGUUACACCAGCACAGGCAGCACCAGCGGGUCAGAGUCCCCCACCUUUGAUGGGGCUGGCAACAAGCGCCUCACCGUCUUUGCGCGACUGUCACUCUCUGACUAGGAAACCCAAACCACACAGAGACAAUCCAAAUCACGAACCUCGAUCAAUUGUGAAGGUUCUGCUUACAGAAAUCAGAAAUCCUAUCAAUAUGAUGCGCAUCAACACUUUAUACUGUUGUUUAUUUAUUAGUAAAUUACUUGCUCAGUGAAAUUUAUUUGGUACUCAAACUUAUAAAAAUCUGUAUAUUUUUUUAUACUUAUGUAUAUAUUUCAUUUAACUUUUCAUCUUGUCUUCCAUUAAUUACUUUCUUUAAAAAUGACCUUGAUGGUUAUGACAGUAACAGACGUUUUAAGUGCCUUUACCUGUCUCAAUCAAUAUGAGAAGGGCCUAGUAGCCUUACUUUAGCUGGAUUACUUCGAUUAGUCCUUCAAAUAUAUGAUCAUAUGAAACAAAAGACUCCCCUCCAUUUAGUAAGCUGCCAGAACUAUUUGUCAGAUCUGUUCAUACUGUUGGUAUUCAUGUGUAUACCAAAAAAACUGUUGAAAAUAUUCAAACCAUCAAUGUGACUUGAAAAAUGACAAGACAUUCUCUCACUGUGAUAUGCACUUUAAAAUAGGUAUUGGGAGACUAGUCUCUCUAUGUAGCAUUUAACCAAAGCUUUAUACUUACUUUUCUACAUUUGCUACAUUCUUUGUGUAAGAGCAGUUUUUAAAAAUAAAAGAAAUGGGGGGGGGGCGUCCAUCAUAUUUUAACACAUCUGUGACAAAAGUGAGAAGGUGCUAGUACGCCGUCUGUGAAUGUCACAGAUCUAGGAGGGGGUAUUUGUGUAGCCUUGCCAUUUAUUUAGAGACCUGUUUUGUUGCAUAAUGUUUUGACAACCCUGGUUGGGUCUUACUCAACUGUAGUAGGUGACUUCUAUUUCAUCAGGGACUGUAACAUCACAGUAUUUCCAUAGACUAUAGGUUGACUUAUUUGCCUUUUUGUAAUUGUAUAGACUUAACUAAUAUAUUUAUUAUGAUAUUUAUUGUGUUAAUACCAAUGUAUUUUGUACUUAUUUAUCAAGAACAUGUCAGGGUCUGUGAAAACGAUGUGUGAAUUAUUAAGAAAAAAAGUAUGAAUUUAUUUUUUGAUCGCCUGAACAGGAGAAAUAAAUGAAAAUGAUAAAGAAAUGUAA